Molecule: messenger RNA, 2436 nt
Organism: Caenorhabditis briggsae
Lineage: Eukaryota; Metazoa; Nematoda; Chromadorea; Rhabditida; Rhabditidae
Exons: 9
Coding region: 1-2436 (811 amino acids)
Molecular function (GO): protein binding
Source: RefSeq, a predicted model, not a curated record
AUGACCGAUUUGAUAGCGACAAUCGCUGGUCUAGCGGAGGAGAAAGAGGUGGAAGAGAUCACCAGAAAACAGGAAAACCCAUGGAAGCUGGUUUCGACACUUGUGAAUCAUGUGCUCGCCAGCAAUCAUAUCGGAUAUACGGGUCAGUGUGUGUGGACAUCCGGACAUACAGAUAGACAGAAAAAUGUCAAAAAUAGGCAAUACAACACAGCUGGAUGGAUCUCAGAAGACGUGGCUCGCCAAUCCCUGUCCCGUGCACUCAACUCCCCAAAUGCCGCAUCAAAAUCCCUUUGGGCUCUUCAUUUGGCACAUUGCCACGUGGAAAAACUCGAAACGUCUUCGGAUUCAUCGCCAGAAGAGCUGAAAAUUUGUCUGGAAUUCUAUUUGGUAUGGCAGCAGCUGUUGGUGGACCCAGAGCAGACGAUUAAGACACAAGUUGACGGGAUUAUGAGCCGCCUGAAGACCCUCCUCGCUUCUGACUCCGCCCCCUUCGCAUCUGGAGACGUCAGAUGUGAAGUGCUUCUAGAAAUGGCAGCAGUGCAUUUUCAAUAUUUCGAGUAUGAUAAAUCCGAUGAGCUGAUUCAAAAAGCCACGGAGGCGUGUGAUCUGGAUAUCGAUUUGAGUGGAAUGAUGGGAAAACGGACACGAUUUCAGCAGAGAAAUAUUGCUCAGUUGGUGUUGGUCCAUAAGACCCCCACCUCAUCGUCGCCUUCUCCACUACCAACAGAUGCUGAUAUUCCACAGAAUUGCAGUCUGAAUGACGAUACGCUUCUCGAGGAAAUCGCCAUUUCUACGGAUUCAGAAGCAUCAAGAGUCGACGGACGGUGCCUGACACCUGCGCAGCUUUGCUGUCUUCUAUGGAUCGCUCGACACGAAUCGGCGACUCAUCGACACGAUGUUCUGAUUCAUGAACGGUGUAGCCCGUUUCUGGAUACGGUUAUUGCCGCGAGACGGUGUUGGAGCAUUCAGGCAGCGGCUCUUCUGGCUCGUGCGGACCUGGAAAAAGGCCGCGGUCGCCACGUGGAUCGAUCGUGUGUGCAGUCGGAGUUGGUGGUGAAACUGCAGCAAGGCGUAGAGGACACGGUAGCUGUUGGAGAUCGCCUUCCCCGUACCGCCCAUAUCCUCGCCUCGGGACUCACUCCAUUCUGGCAAUCCUCAGUUCUCCUCGCCGAGAUUCUGAAAUCCCUCGGAUGCACAUCUGAAGCCCUCCUCAUUCUGGAACGUCUCGAAAUGUGGGACGCCGUCAUCGAGUGCUACAAACAACUGGGUCAAAUGGACAAGGCCGAAUCGCUAAUUCGACGUCUUCUGGAGCAGAAGCCCGCGGAUUCAAUGUUGCACGUCUUCUUGGGCGACAUCACCCGGAAUCCGGAAUACUUUUUGAAGGCCAUCGAGCUGUCGGGAGAUCGAAAUGCGCGAGCUCAUCGAUCGUUGGGACAUGUUUUGUUGAUGGAUAAGAAGUACGAGGACGCUUACAAACAUUUGAGAAGAAGUCUGGAAUUGCAGCCAAUUCAACUGGGAACCUGGUUCAACGCUGGCUACUGUGCGUGGAAGCUGGAGAACUACAAAGAAUCGACCCAGUGCUACCAUCGAUGCGUCUCCCUUCAACCGGACCAUUUCGAAGCGUGGAACAACCUAUCGGCCGCCUAUAUCCGUCACGGACAAAAGCCAAAAGCAUGGAAGCUACUGCAGGAAGCGCUGAAGUUCAACUACGAACAUCCGCACGUCUGGGAGAACUACAUGCUGUUGUCGGUGGACGUAGCCGAGUUUUCGCAGGCCAUUCAGGCCUACCAUAGGCUGUUGGAUAUGAAUAAACGGGGAGCGGAUGAUGAUGUUUUGGAGCUGAUUGCUCAGCAGAUUCUGAGAAGGGAAGCGGAGAUUACGGUAGAGAAGGAAUCUGAGGAGGAAAUCGCGGAAAAUCAAAGGGUCAAAGAGGAAAUGAUCAAAUUGCUGGCCAGAAUCUCCGCGAAUCAUCAGACCCUAUCCCCGAAAACGCUGAGAGUUUAUGCGUUGCUCAAAAAACCGAAAACUCUGAACCCGGAGACUAGAACAGAAUUUGAAAAGUAUAUCCAGCUAAUGGAGAAGAGUCUAGCGGCGGCCAAUGGAAAGAUGACGUGGCCGAAGGAGGAGAAGUUGGCGGUCGAGGUGGUCGAAACCGCUGUGAGGUUGGCUGAGGAUCGUCUGGAAUUGGCCAAGUUUGUGGCGUCGGAAACGUCGGUGAAGGAGGUAUUGCUCAAAAACUCAAAAUUUUCGCGGGUUUCGAAAGCACGCUCUACUGAAAAUAAGAAAUUAGCCUCCUCGAAAGUCCGUCUCUCGCUCCGUGGCAUUCUCAGCCGCCUCGACAAAGAAUCUUGCUCCAGAAUCGGUGGUGAAGACGUCGAGAAGCUCGCCGAGCUUGUCGACGUGGCAAAACGUCUUCUCGAAAGUGUGUCGCUUUAA